Molecule: messenger RNA, 342 nt
Organism: Saxophila tyrrhenica
Lineage: Eukaryota; Fungi; Ascomycota; Dothideomycetes; Mycosphaerellales; Extremaceae
Exons: 1
Coding region: 1-342 (113 amino acids)
Source: RefSeq, a predicted model, not a curated record
AUGGCCAUCGACAUGGCUCGGAUACCUCCUAUGACCGUCCAUGUUGAGGCAGAAACAAUGAUCAACAAGAUGAGGGCUGCCGUGGACCGCGUCCGGAGGGAGGCCGACCACUAUCACUAUUACAUGCUAACCAAUCGAGCUAUCGACAACGUCUUCCUCAGCUGGCGGGAGGCUCUUCGAGCGAGGGCAGGCUUGUUCAUGCUCAAAGAGGAUAUCCGAAGGGUGUUUUGGGAGCUGAUGUUAUCGAGACUGAAGCAAUACCAGUUCAUACCUUCUGGUCAAGAGCUGGAUCCCAUACUAAAUGAUGCUCUAUUGAAGGUCGUUAAUGCGACGUUGGCUUAG